This is a messenger RNA of Plasmodium gonderi, 2775 nucleotides long. RefSeq names its product choline-phosphate cytidylyltransferase. Bases 1 to 2775 code for a protein of 924 amino acids. Gene Ontology annotation, molecular function: phosphatidylcholine binding; choline-phosphate cytidylyltransferase activity. Gene Ontology annotation, biological process: CDP-choline pathway. The record is from RefSeq and is a predicted model, not a curated record. The transcript is spliced from 3 exons. NCBI's taxonomy places the organism in Eukaryota, Apicomplexa, Aconoidasida, Haemosporida, Plasmodiidae.
AUGAUAAUUAAGGUCAACUCGACUCAAACAUUGGAGAACCAAGAUUUUAAUAAUGUUCAAAAUAGAAAUGAAUGCAAAAAUGAAAAAACUGUAAGAAUAUACGCCGAUGGGAUUUACGAUCUCCUACACUUAGGCCAUAUGAGGCAACUGAAACAAGCAAAACAAAUGGAAAAAGAAGUAACACUAAUUGUUGGUGUUUGUAGUGAUAUAGAUACAAGAAAAUUUAAAGGACAAAUUGUGCAAACCUUGGAAGAACGAACAGAAACAUUGAAGCAUGUUCGAUGGGUGGAUGAAAUAAUUUCUCCAUGCCCUUGGGUAAUAACACCUGAAUUUAUGGAAGAACACAAAAUUGACUUUGUUGCACAUGAUGAUAUUCCAUAUGCUAAUAAUCAAAAGAAGAAGAAAAAAAAAAAAAACAAAUCAAACAGUAUUGAAGAAUCAAGUGAUGAUAUAUAUGCAUGGUUAAAAAAGGCUGGGAAAUUUAAAGCUACCCAAAGGACAGAAGGAGUUUCAACCACGGAUUUAAUUGUAAGAAUAUUAAAAAAUUAUGAAGAUUAUAUUGAACGAUCAUUACAAAGAGGAAUUCAUCCGAAUGAAUUAAACAUUGGUGUUACUAAAGCUCAAUCAAUUAAAAUGAAAAAAAACUUAAUUCGAUGGAGAGAAAAAGUAACAGAUGAAUUAACCAAAGUUACCUUGACUGAUAAACCACUUGGUACAGAUUUCGAUCAAGGGAUAGAUAUAAUUAGAGAUAAAGUACAUGGACUAUUCAAAUUAUGGAGACAUCAUUCUAAAAAAUUACUAAAAGAUUUUGCAAAAUCUUUUGAUCCAAUGUUUAUAAUUAUUAGAAAAAAAAACAGAAAAGAUAGCAUUUCAGGUAUGUAUAUGUCAGAUUCUAAUUUCUUAUUAAGAACUGUAAAAGAGGAUUUAAAAAGGAGUAAAAGCUUAAGUAACACUAUAAACAAUAUUGAUGAAUAUUAUUACUCAGCCGAUGAAGAUGAUGAUACUAGUAAGGCUACUAACGUCCACAGUUUCAUAAGUAAAGUUGCAAAUAAUACCUAUAACAAUGAUAUCGAUAAUUAUGAAACAUGUUUUGAGUUGGAAUCUUGUUCCAAUGAUCGACGCAAGUGGGUGAUGAAUAAUUCCAUUGCACAAAGUGGCAGAUGUGGUAAUUUCAAUGGAUUUAGUGAAAGAAAUGAACACAAAUGUAACUUAAACCAAAAAUUAGGACCUGAUGAAUUACACUUCAUCACCAGUGAAACACAAAUAAUAAAUGACUCUCUGUCAAAACACUCCAAUAAAAAUCAAACGAAACAUUUAUUGAACACAAGUAGUACAAGUAGAAAAAGCGAUUGCAACAUAUACCAUAAAUCAACAUAUCAUGAUAUAAUUGAUGAAGGAAAUAUCCCCAUUCAUAAUAUAGUAGACAAACAUAGCGCAAAAAAUUUGUGCAGUUCGAACAAUAUGAACUCAUGUGAAGAAAAUCAACGUAACAUUUAUGACAAGGAAGAAUAUAAUAUUUGUUCGGAUCAUCAUUCUGCAGAUGGUAGGUGGUAUGGUCACAUGAAAAUAAAAAGGAGGAGUAACAGUAAGGACAAAUCAUCAUCAUGUGUGGAAAAAAGGGAAGAAUCAGAGGAAGAAAGUCAUUUCAGUUGUAGUGAAGGAGAAAGUAGCCAUAGCAACAGUAGUAGCUACAGUAGUGCUAGUGAAGGAACAGGAAACACUCCGGAAGAAAGUGAUACAUCAGAAUUUUUUAAAACAAAAAGACAGCCGGAAUUUUCCCAAGAAAAGAAAGGAACAACAUCCAAUGAGAAGAGCGAAACGACUAGUGAACUUAUGAAAAAAGAAAAGGAUAAAAAUGAUGACAUGCAAGAAAAAGACAGUCCAAGUGAUAUGCAAGAAACGAGGAAAACAGCAAAUUGCGAUCUGACGAAUAAAAAAAAAAUUGUAAUUUAUGCAGACGGAGUGUAUGAUAUGUUACACUUAGGACAUAUGAAACAACUUGAACAAGCCAAGAAAAUGUUUCAAAAUACUACUCUCAUAGUAGGAGUUACAAGUGACAAUGAGACAAAGCUUUUUAAGGGACAAAUUGUGCAGACCUUGGAAGAACGAACAGAAACAUUGAGACAUGUUCGAUGGGUGGAUGAAAUAAUUUCUCCAUGCCCAUGGGUAAUAACACCCGAAUUUGUUGAAAAAUAUAAAAUUGACUUUGUUGCACAUGAUGAUAUUCCAUAUGCUAAUAAUCAAAAGAAGAAGAAAAAAAAAAAAAACAAAUCAAACAGUAUUGAAGAAUCAAGUGAUGAUAUAUAUGCAUGGUUAAAAAAGGCUGGGAAAUUUAAAGCUACCCAAAGGACAGAAGGAGUUUCAACCACGGAUUUAAUUGUAAGAAUAUUAAAAAAUUAUGAAGAUUAUAUUGAACGAUCAUUACAAAGAGGAAUUCAUCCGAAUGAAUUAAACAUUGGUGUUACUAAAGCCCAAUCCAUUAAAAUGAAAAAAAACUUAAUUCGAUGGGGAGAAAAAGUAACAGAUGAAUUAACCAAAGUUACCUUGACUGAUAAACCACUUGGUACAGAUUUCGAUCAAGGAAUAGAAAAUCUACAGAUAAAAUUUAAGGAAUUAUUUAAAAUAUGGAAAAAUGCAUCUAACAAAUUAAUUAAUGAUUUUACGAGCAAACUUGACACAACAUCAUAUUUGUCAUCCCUACAAAAUUUCGUAGAUAAUGAGUACGAUUUGUAUGACUCUGCCAGCAGCAACUGUGACGAAGAAACCAACAGCUAA